UGAAUCAGGUAGCUUGAUUUAACUACCACUCCACUGUGUGUCUUUAAGUGGGAUUCUCCGGCGCCGGGCGAGAGGAGGGGUUGGCGUGACGCUGGCUACGAUGCCUUUGCUCUUUGGUGCUGAGCUGAGCAACGCUCUUCACCUGCAGAUGAGAGAGCGAGGGAAGUAGGGACGGGCUUUCUACUUCUGAAGAGCUUACCACUGGAAGCGCGGAGCACAGGGGGAACAAACCAGCUAUCACAAGGCGGGGAAAUUAUACAAUUACCAGAGAAGAAAUACGAGCCAUUUCCAGCUCAAGCAGCCUCCGCUUGCUUGCAAUGAUGAAAACUGUCUCCAUUCUCAUGCUGACAGCAGCCUUACAACUGGCCACGUUUUGGGGGACUAAUGGAAAGCUCGUGUCCAAAGCCCCCUGCAGACCCGGCUUCUCACAAAGUUUUUACUCCGUGCUUAUUUCAAGGGAUGUACUGCAAGGCCGGAGCAUACUUCAAGAUUCCACCGUGUCAUCUCCGAAAGUGAGUUUUGAUGACUGUAUGGCGAAUGAGGGGGUGGUCUUUCAGAGCAGUGACCCCAGGUUCAGCAUUGGCGCUGACGGGUCCAUCUACGCCCAGAGAGAGGUGACCAGCCUGACCGCACCGGUCCAGUUCACGGUCACUGCCAGCGGUCCACACGUGUGGGAGACCACGGUCAAACUGGCCCUGAUGGGGCAACCCACUCCCUCAUCGCCAGGCAAUCAGGUCACAGAGGAAGAGGGAAAAGGAGGGGAGAGGAAGGAGGAAGAGGAGGUCAAAGCACCACCAGAGUUCCAGGCUCCACCCACUGUCAUCAUGUUUCCCAGGCAACAGGAGAUAAGCUCCAAGGGGCUGCGGAGACAGAAGAGGGACUGGGUGAUUCCACCAGUCAACGUGCCUGAAAACUCCAGGGGGCCCUUCCCACAAAUGCUUGUCAGUAUCCGUUCGGACCAGGACCGGAACAUCUCCAUCCGAUACAGCAUCACAGGGGUGGGAGCGGACCAGCCACCCAAUGAGGUGUUCAGUAUCGACCCUGUCGCCGGCAAGAUGUUCGUCACCAAGCCGCUGGACAGAGAGAGAAGAUCAUCUUACCAUCUUCGUGCCCAUGCAGUGAACAUGAAUGGUGAGCGAGUGGAGAGCCCCAUAGACCUGUACAUCUAUGUCAUAGACAUGAACGACAACCGGCCUGAGUUCAAGAACCAGGUCUACAAUGGCUCUGUCGACGAGGGCUCCAAGCCAGGUACGUUUGUGAUGCACCUGGCAGCCUUCGAUCAUGAUGACAACACCACGGCCAAUGGGAUGGUGCGCUACCGGAUCCUUUCCCAGACGCCACACAGCCCCAUCCCCAACAUGUUCACCAUCAACAGCGAGACCGGAGACAUUGUCACCGUGGCAGCAGGCCUCGACCGCGAGAAAGUGUCCCAGUACAGCAUCAUCGUCCAGGCCACGGACAUGGAGGGCAACCUAAACUUUGGCCUGUCCAACACGGCCACCGCCAUCAUCUCUGUGACAGAUAUCAAUGACAACCCACCCGAGCUCACCUCCAGAACUUUUUCAGGGGAGGUUCCAGAGAACCGGAUCAAUGUUGCGGUUGCCAACCUGACCGUGAUUGACCGCGACCAGCCACGCUCGCCCAACUGGAACGCUGUGUACAGGAUCAUCAGCGGUGACCCCAUAGGUCACUUCACCAUCAUCACCGACCCACACACCAAUGACGGCAUGGUUACUGUGGUGAAGGUAAGGCCCUGCGACCAACCACAACAUAUCUAAUCAAAGUUUAUUUGU
Molecule: messenger RNA, 1793 nt
Organism: Salvelinus fontinalis (brook trout)
Lineage: Eukaryota; Metazoa; Chordata; Actinopteri; Salmoniformes; Salmonidae
Product: cadherin-4-like
Exons: 10
Coding region: 318-1778 (486 amino acids)
Biological process (GO): adherens junction organization; cell-cell junction assembly; multicellular organism development
Cellular component (GO): plasma membrane; catenin complex; adherens junction
Molecular function (GO): cadherin binding; calcium ion binding
Source: RefSeq, a predicted model, not a curated record